AUGACACGUGGCAACCAGCGAGAUACCGACCGUGCGCGCGCACAGGCGCGACAAGCUAAACAUGCAAAGUCCGUCACGCAGGGCAAUCCGCUUGCAAAGCGUGAGGCUGAUGCCAAAGCACUUCAAGAAAAAAUUGCACGAAAGGCGGCAAUGAAGGCUGAGGGUGGCGAUACUAAUGCCGACAAUGGCAAGGGGAGCAAGAAUGGGAAGCAACAAAAGAAAAAGUGA
Plasmopara halstedii is the source of this 228-nucleotide messenger RNA. RefSeq lists its product as uncharacterized. Bases 1 to 228 code for a protein of 75 amino acids. The record is from RefSeq and is a predicted model, not a curated record. Lineage: Eukaryota; Oomycota; Peronosporomycetes; Peronosporales; Peronosporaceae. The transcript has 2 exons.